AGAUUCCAGAGAGGGGCAUGCAUGUAAGAGAAUCAUGACUACUUCUUUGUUCUCCAUUUUCUGCUCUUUCUAAAGGAAAUGUGGUGAAGAUGAGGAGGUGCUUAAAAGGAAUAAAGCAUAUGUUAGCUGCUUUGGUGAUGAAGUGUUUUGAAGCAGAUGAUGGGUCCACAAGACCAACUAGUAGAGGCUUAAAAAACCCUCAAUUUCUUGCCAAACAAACAAUUUUUAGUGUAAAUGAGAUUGAAGCUCUGUAUGAACUGUUCAAGAAAAUUAGUUCUAUGCUCAUUGAUGAUGGACUCAUCAAUAAGGAAGAAUUUCAGUUGGCCUUAUUCAAGACAGGCAAGAAGGAAAGUUUAUUUGUAGAUAGGGUGUUUGACUUGUUUGACUCUAAGCAUAGUGGAAGUCUUGAUUUCAAUGAGUUUGCAAUUGCUCUCUCUGUCUUUCAUCCCAAUGCACCCAUUGAAGACAAGAUCGAUUUUUCAUUCAGAUUGUAUGAUCUUAAACAGCAAGGAUAUAUAGGGAGAGAAGAGUUAAAGCAAAUGGUGGUGGCAACCCUAGCUGAAUCUGACAUGCAUCUUUCAAAUGAUGUGGUUGAAAGUAUCAUUGAUAAGACAUUUAAAGAAGCUGAUACCAAAAACGAUGGGAAGAUUGACAAGGAAGAGUGGAGAACGUUUGCGUUUGGCCAUCCUUCUCUUCUGAGAAACAUGAACCUUCAAUAUCUCAAAGAUAUCACCAUCACAUUUCCAGGCUUUGUGUUUCACUCACAAGUUGAUGAUGAUGAUUGA
This is a messenger RNA of Arachis duranensis, 785 nucleotides long. RefSeq names its product calcineurin B-like protein 2. The record is from RefSeq and is a predicted model, not a curated record. Gene Ontology annotation, molecular function: calcium ion binding; kinase binding. Gene Ontology annotation, biological process: calcium-mediated signaling. The coding region runs from base 90 to 785 and encodes 231 amino acids. Lineage: Eukaryota; Viridiplantae; Streptophyta; Magnoliopsida; Fabales; Fabaceae. The transcript has 9 exons.